Monoraphidium neglectum is the source of this 552-nucleotide messenger RNA. RefSeq lists its product as hypothetical. The record is from RefSeq and is a predicted model, not a curated record. The coding region runs from base 1 to 552 and encodes 183 amino acids. The transcript has 4 exons. NCBI's taxonomy places the organism in Eukaryota, Viridiplantae, Chlorophyta, Chlorophyceae, Sphaeropleales, Selenastraceae.
AUGGCGGGGCGCGUCAAGGACGGCGAGGAGGAGUGCAUGAUCUGCCGCGACGACGUGCCGGCCUGUGUGUCUUUCCAGCCAUGCAGCCACUCAGUGUGCUUUGGGUGCGUCGAAAACAUGCGCGCCAAGAACAUCUUCAAGUCAACUCGUGCACCUGCUGCUACUUUCCUUGGGCCCCUGGAGAAGCAGCAGCAGCAGCAGCAGCAGCAGCAGCAGCAGCAGCAGCAGCAGGCCGACCCGUCCGUGCUUGCAUUCCUGGAGAAGGCCAACAAGGCGGCGUCGACGGCGGCGCAGGCGCGUGCGAUCAUGGAGCGCAAGGCGGCGGCGGCGGCACGUGCGGCAGUGUCUGAUGGGCGGGCGGCGUACUCUGGCGGCAGGAGCCAGGGCACGACGUCGACAUCGGCGUACCAGUCUGCGGUGUCUAGCCAGGACGACCGCUGGAACUGCCAGGGCUGCGGCGGCACCAACUACAUAUGGCGCGAGUUCUGCAGCCGAUGCCGGCGCCCCAACCCGUCGCCACCGCCGGCCCUGGGCUUCAACAAAAAGGUUUGA